Messenger RNA from Physeter macrocephalus (sperm whale), 1093 nucleotides. It is a transcript of the gene TPPP2, whose product is annotated as tubulin polymerization promoting protein family member 2. The coding region runs from base 35 to 583 and encodes 182 amino acids. Gene Ontology annotation, biological process: microtubule bundle formation; positive regulation of protein polymerization; microtubule polymerization. Gene Ontology annotation, molecular function: tubulin binding. NCBI's taxonomy places the organism in Eukaryota, Metazoa, Chordata, Mammalia, Artiodactyla, Physeteridae. The record is from RefSeq and is a predicted model, not a curated record. The transcript has 4 exons. Gene Ontology annotation, cellular component: microtubule.
CGGGGGUCUCGCCCGCUGGGAGGGGAAGUUGACCAUGGCAUCAGAAGCAGAAAGAAUAUUCCAGAGGUUUGCUGUCUUUGGAGAAUCGUCAAGCAGUGGCACUGAAAUGAACAAUAAGAACUUCUCCAAGCUGUGCAAAGACUGUGGCAUCAUGGAUAACAAGACGGUCACCUCCACUGACGUGGACAUCGUGUUCAGCAAAGUCAAGGCCAAGAAUGCCCGAACCAUCACUUUCCAACAGUUCCAAGAAGCAAUGAAAGAACUGGGCCAGAAGCAGUUCAAGGGGAAAAGCCCAGAUGAAGCCCUGGAGAACAUUUAUAGACUCAUGGAGGGCAAGGACCCAGCUACCACCGGUGUUACUGCUUUCCCCUCUCCUGGACACCACACCCUCUCCAACUCCAGGAGGACUCUACACCUCAUAGGACAGAAGACCUCCAUGACCUGGCCGCCACCAUGUCUCCAACUGCAUCUCCAUCUCUGCCUGCUUCCCCCAUUGGUGCCCACCCCACCUCUGGCUCACGUUAUCUCCUCUACCCAGCAUGCUGCUGUCUCCUCCCGCUCUCACCCCCGUCAGUUCCGCUGAGCCAGCUCAUGUGAAGAUCAGUCCGGACGUCCUGUUUAAGAAGCGUCUGCUUGGAGCACCUCCCCAGGGAAGUGUGCACAGCCAAGUAAGUGAGGAUAAAGCCCACACAGGCAGGUGGCUCAUCUGUAUCCUUCAGGCUGGUGGGAAUCCAUGCAGGGUGGUGCCAGAGGCUGGCUGACUCAAGUCUUUGUUUUGAGGAAGCUAGCACUUUGUGGCCCCAGCCUCAGAGUGUGCCACCUCUUCCUUAUUUGCUCAAGGCUGCAGCUUCCCUUGGAAGAGAAAGGGGCUUUUCAUGCCUCUUGGUCUUCUUCUUUCUUCAUUCCUACCCACCCACCACCCCUCACCUCUGCACACAGUGUUACAGAGAUGGAACAGCACAUGGUAAAGGAAAGAGUUUAGGACUUGAUCUCAGAUAACCUACUGAGCUCUGUUUCCUCUUCUAUAAAAUGGAAGCCUUCCUUACCUCAUGAGGCUGCAAGAAUAAAAUGAGAUGGUCAAUAUGGAGGUGAC